CCCCGCGAACGGCCGCCCCGCCCCCCCGCCGGCACUGCGCGCGCGCGCUGCGCCUGCGCGCGGCCGCCGCCGCCGCCGCGUCCCGUGACGUCGCGGAGCCAUGUCCGGGUUCCUGGAGAGCCUGCGCUGCUCGGAGUGCGUGGACUGGGGCGAGAAGCGCAACACCAUCGCCUCGGUGGCCGCGGGGGUGCUGUUUUUCACAGGCUGGUGGAUCAUCAUCGAUGCUGCUGUGAAAUACCCUCAGAUGGAAGAUUUCAACCAUUCCUACCACGCCUGUGGGGUGAUAGCCACCAUUGCAUUCCUCAUGAUCAACGCCGUGUCCAACGGGCAGGUGCGGGGGGACAGCUACAGCGAGGGCUGCCUGGGCCAGACAGGGGCUCGCAUCUGGCUCUUCAUUGGCUUCAUGAUGGCUUUUGGCUCCCUCAUUGCCUCCAUGUGGAUCCUCUUUGGGGGCUACGUGGUUAAAGAAAAACCAGUGGUGUACCCAGGAAUAGCAGUGUUUUUCCAGAAUGCAUUCAUCUUUUUUGGGGGCCUGGUGUUCAAGUUUGGGCGCACGGAGGAUCUGUGGCAGUGAACUCCCCCUGGGCUCUGCCUGCACCCCCAGAGUUUUGUAAAACCAUUUUGUAAACCUUCCAUCGUGUCUGAAGAGAAAUCAAGCAAAGCUGAAAGCACUAAAUCCAGCUCUAUUCUGGUUAUUUUUUUUACUCUUGUACGUAAUCCACUUCAGCGUUGUGGUGUUUUUGAGAAACGUAAAAUUCCUACAAACAGCAGUGGAGUCACUUUUCUAAAAUGAUGUUUGUUACAAAUAAAAGGAGAGUGGGACAUGGAUGUAUUUAACCAGCUCUUUCUAUGAUGUUAUUUACACUCCAAGACUUAUUAAAAAUGCAUUUAAACAACCUUUUAACAGAUAUUUAUUACAUAUUUCCUAUAUCUGGGCAAUAUAACCAUUUCUUCAAUUUCAAAA
This is a messenger RNA of Zonotrichia leucophrys gambelii, 964 nucleotides long. RefSeq names its product transmembrane protein 50A (gene TMEM50A). The transcript is spliced from 7 exons. Lineage: Eukaryota; Metazoa; Chordata; Aves; Passeriformes; Passerellidae. The coding region runs from base 101 to 574 and encodes 157 amino acids. Gene Ontology annotation, biological process: late endosome to vacuole transport via multivesicular body sorting pathway; protein targeting to vacuole. The record is from RefSeq and is a predicted model, not a curated record.